Molecule: messenger RNA, 1076 nt
Organism: Eucalyptus grandis
Lineage: Eukaryota; Viridiplantae; Streptophyta; Magnoliopsida; Myrtales; Myrtaceae
Product: osmotin-like protein
Exons: 1
Coding region: 55-813 (252 amino acids)
Biological process (GO): defense response
Cellular component (GO): extracellular region
Source: RefSeq, a predicted model, not a curated record
ACCCAUUCCCUCUCACACUGGGCCAGUUGCCUCUCUCUCUCUCUCUCUGUCAAAAUGGCUCGCUCCGCCGCCUCGCUCCUCUUCCCCACCGCCGUCCUCCUCCUCCUCCUCCGCGCCCCGUCGCCGUCCCAGGCGCUCACCCUGACCCUGGUCAACAACUGCCCCUUCACGGUGUGGCCCGCCAUCCAGCCCAACGCCGGCCACCCCGUCCUCGAGCGCGGCGGCUUCCCCCUCCUCACCCUCACCCACCGCUCCUUCCCCGCACCCGACGCCCCCUGGUCCGGCCGCGUCUGGGCCCGCACCGCCUGCUCCCACGGCCACGGCGGCCACUUCUCCUGCGCCACCGGCGACUGCGGCGGCCGCCUCGAGUGCGAGGGCCUCGGCGGCGCCACCCCCGCCACCCUCGCCCAGUUCUCCCUCCACCACGGCCACGCCGACUUCUCCUCCUACGCCGUCAGCCUCGUGGACGGCUUCAACGUCCCCAUGACGGUGACCCCGCACGAGGGGAAGGGCGUGUGCCCCGUCGUGGGCUGCCGCGCGAACCUGCUCGCCACGUGCCCGCCGCACCUGCAGAUGCGUUCCCCUGCGGGGCACGGCCCCGUGGUGGCGUGCAAGAGCGGGUGCGAGGCCUUCCGCACCGACGAGCUGUGCUGCAGGAACCACUUCAACAGCAAGGACACGUGCCGGCCGUCGAGCUACUCGGAGUUCUUCAAGCACGCGUGCCCCGCCACGUUCACAUACGCCCACGACAGCCCCUCGCUGAUGCACGAGUGCUCCUCCCCGCGCGAGCUCAAGGUCAUCUUCUGCCACUGACCGCGCCGCGCGCUAGAGCCCCACCACCACGUCCAGUCCAGCGAAGUGGAGUGUAGCUUUAGUUCCUAGGUUUCUCGAAAUAAACAGACAUUGUACUUGCCAGGAAAGACAGGCUCGAAAUGUGUUGGCUUCGUUGUGAGUGUGUCGAGCUUGAAGAUGAUGUGUGAAGAUUUCGAUGUGCAUUCCCUAUGUAACCUUUCUUCAUGUUUGAAAUGGGCAUGAACUCGUUUUCUGUAAUGAAAAAGGUGCAUCUUUCAGAAUUA